This is a messenger RNA of Nicotiana attenuata, 606 nucleotides long. RefSeq lists its product as uncharacterized. Bases 1 to 606 code for a protein of 201 amino acids. The record is from RefSeq and is a predicted model, not a curated record. Lineage: Eukaryota; Viridiplantae; Streptophyta; Magnoliopsida; Solanales; Solanaceae. The transcript has a single exon.
AUGGGACCAGUCAACGCACCUCACUUAUCGCAAUACAAUUUCAGCGUCAACGUAUCAGACAUCGUGUUCGCUAUCAGCAAAAUCCGAGAUACAAAAUGGCCCAAACCAAUACAGUCGGAUCCUUCGCAGAGAAAUUACAACUUGACGUGCGAGUUCCACAACACACACGACCACCGGACCGAGGAUUGCCAUCAACUACGAGAAGAGGUAGCCCGACUGCUCAACAAAGGACACCUCCGAGAAUUCCUCAGCGAUCGGGCCAAAAAUCUAUUUCGAGACAGGGAGACAGCCAAGAAGAAUGAGGCAAACGAACCUCAACACAUCAUCCACAUGAUCAUGGGCGGCGCCGACACCGCGCAAGAACCCAUGAUGAGGAAAACAAAAAUAUCUAUCACAAAGGAGAAACGGACUCGAGGAUACAUCCCCGAUGACACCCUUACCUUCAGUGAAGAGGAUACAGAUGCUUUGUCUCAGCCCCACAACGAUGCUCUGGUAAUUUCCUUCCUUGUAAAUUCUUUCCAGAUAACACGUGUACUCGUGGAUCCAGGUAGCUUGGCCAAUAUUAUCAGGUCAAGGGUAAUAGAACAGCUCGGUUUAACUGAAUGA